Messenger RNA from Asterias rubens (European starfish), 7015 nucleotides. RefSeq names its product protein phosphatase 1 regulatory subunit 12A-like. Bases 100 to 3222 code for a protein of 1040 amino acids. The transcript is spliced from 26 exons. The record is from RefSeq and is a predicted model, not a curated record. Gene Ontology annotation, biological process: signal transduction. Gene Ontology annotation, molecular function: protein kinase binding; phosphatase regulator activity; enzyme inhibitor activity. NCBI's taxonomy places the organism in Eukaryota, Metazoa, Echinodermata, Asteroidea, Forcipulatida, Asteriidae. Gene Ontology annotation, cellular component: cytoplasm.
CCGUUGUCCAGGCAACUAGAACCCCACGUGCCGAGGAAAUUUUUGAGUGAUUGGGACGAAGUGGCGCGUUGCAUCAUGGGUAGGUGAAGAGUAGCAAAGAUGGCGGACACCGAAGAUGAUACUGCCGUCGGUUCUCGGCCGAAAUCGGCGUUAAUGAGGCGACAUGAACAAUUGCAACGCUGGAAAGGCUCAGAACUCGAUAAGGAAAAAAAUUACAUUGAUCCUAAGAGAAUAAAAGUGAAAUUUCAUCAAGGAUGUGUGUUUCUAGCGGCUUGUGCCAGCGGCGACACGAGCGAUGUGAAGAAAAUGUUAGCGAAGGGAGCUGACAUAAAUUAUGCAAAUGUCGACGGGUUGACCGCUCUCCACCAAGCUGUCAUUGAUGAGAAGUUGGAAAUGGUGGAAUUCCUGGUUGAAAACGGGGCCGACAUCGAGGCACAAGACAAUGAAGGCUGGACUGCUCUCCACGCUGCCGCUUCUUGUGGAUUCAUGGAUAUUGCACAGUUCCUGAUCGACAAUAGGUGUAAUGUUGCUGCUGUCAAUAACGAGGGAGAGAUCCCUCUGGACCUGGCUGAAGAGGAAGACAUGGAAGAAUUCCUGCAGGAAGUUAUUGAAAAGAAGGGAUUGGAUGUUGAAAAUGCAAGAAACGAGGAAGAGCAAAGAAUGCUGACGGACGCCAACCAGUGGCUCAACACGAAAAACAUCAAAGAAAGGAAGCACCCGAAGUCUGGCGCCACGUCCCUCCAUGUUGCCGCUGCCAAAGGUUAUAUUAAAGUUAUGAGUAUUCUUAUACAAGCUGGUGCAAACGUCGACUCCGUAGACAAUGACGGCUGGACGUCACUCCAUGCUGCAUCUCACUGGGGCCAGAAAGAAGCCGUAGAAAUUCUAGUCGAGAACAUGUGCGAGAUGAGCCAUAAAAACAAUUUGGGUCAAACAGCAUUCGACCUCGCCGAUGAUGAAAUGUUAAGAUGGUUAGAAGAACUCAAGAAGAAGCAAGCCUCUAUGAAGAAGGAAGAGAAACACACACCAAGAAUCGAGGCCAAGAACCCCCCUCCAUUCAAGAGAAGAUUGCCAAGUAGUCUCAAAAAUCGUCCCGAGCCAAACUGUGUUCCUGAUCGCAACAUGCUGCUCCACCAAGACAUGUGCAAGGAGAGGAGGGAGCUGGAACUCAAGAUCCACGGCAAGGAGAGUGAAAAGGACAAGUCUGCGGGUGUAAGCAAACAGAAGACCCCUUCUGGUCCAAAUCGGGGACCAUCGCAAGCAGGCAUUGCCAAACGGAAGAUAACCCCAUGGGUCGCUCAGCGGCCUAUAUUCCCUGACUUUCAGGGAACCUCCUUGGAAAAGAAGACGAUGCAGUCGUCCAGCUCGAGCGAGAGUGACAGCGAGAGUUCCGAGGAUGACAGCAAGAACCGGCCCACCAAGAACCGCGGCAACCUGAACCAUAACAAGCCAGCUGAGGUUAACACUAGGCAAGCUAAUAGAUCCAUGAACCUACCCCAACAGCCUGUUACGCCAUCUACACCAUCAAAGAAAGAGGUUCCCAGUUUUUCUCCGAAGCCCCUCCAGCCCCAGAGGCAAGACUCCAAAGAAGACACCCCAGCAUGGCGACAGGGUCUACGCAAGUCUGGCAGUGCCAGCACAGUCCCAGAAGCCAAACUCAAACCAGAGAAGGAGCCUGAGAAAAUACCAAGGUCUGCGUCCAGUCCCAAACUGACAACAACCGAAGAGCGAGCCAAGCAAUCAGCUAGCGAACGGCAGGACCGGCUAGGGCGGCUAACGGAAGGAAGAACGGUGGACUCCAGAGUGACGGCUAAGACACCGGAACCAAAACCAGAGGAUAAAACCGGCAGGGAGGCUGGACUUUCCUCGCGAGGUGGGUCGUUCACGAGGCGCCGCAUCAUUGCCGAUGUAACAACCGAUCAGGACAAAGGCAGAGACGCCGAUCGCAACACGACCAUUACGGCCACCAUAACGACCUCCACCACCCCUCCGGUAACCACGGCAACAACGACCGUGCCCACUACCACCACCGGGAGAAGGUCAUAUAUGACACCUGCAAAGGAUGAUGAGUCGGAAACGCAACGCAGGGCCAGAGCCAAGCGGGAAAGGUCAUCUAGAAGGUCAACUCAGGGAGUGACGGCAGAAGAUUUAGAAGGUGCUAAGACGGCCAUCCGGGAAAAGAAGGUCGACAAAGAAGACAAGGAGACUAAGAAUGAACUCCAAAAGGACAAUAAGAAAGAAGAAGAACCAACAAGACCUCUACGGCGAGUGGGACGUGUUUCAUUUAGGAAUGAGGAGGAAUCUGAGCCGCCACCAUCGCAGCGAUCCGCUCGUUUGAAUGAUGAUAAUAAAGCUAGCUCAACGGCAACCUUUACCGCCAGACCAGGGCGUGGUGGUUCUACUCCUGCUGAUACACCAAGCUCUAUACGCACAGCCAGACUCACGUCCCAAGAUACAGAUGAAGCCAAAGCCAAGGAGCGACGGGAUAAUCUGAGAAAGGAGCGGGAGCAAGAUCGUGAGAAGGAUCGGCAGAAAGAACGGCAGAAAGAACGAGAGCGUGAGAAAGAGAAGGAAAAGGAAGACGAUGAGAAGCAAGCGGCUAAGAAGCUCUCGACCAUCUCCCGUCGUCGACCUAGAGAAAGGAGACGAGCUACUGGGGUAAUUUAUGUUGAUGAAGAGAAUGAAGAUGGAUCUGAAGAUUCUCCAUUAGAAGAUAAAGAGAAAUCCAAACCUGAAGAAAAGCCUUCAGAUCGUUACAGUAGACCUCUCUCAACUAGUUCUAUAUCAAGCCGAUACGGUGAUACUUCUACAACGUCCUCACCUUCGGAUCGCUAUGCAAGUCGCUCAGGAUCAGGGUCUACUUACCGGGACAGAGAUAGGGAUCGAGAUCGCGACACCGACAAGACGACCGGGACACCCUGUACAAGUUGCAAAAAGAUUUAUGAUGAAAAGGUGGCGCAGGUCACCAAGCUUCAGGACCAGGUCAAAGAGCGUGACCUUGAGGUCGCCGAGCUGAAGAUGCAGGUGGAGAAGUCUCAGCAGAAGUCUGAUCGAUUUGACACAAAGUCAGUCGACAAUGAAAAGAGGGAAAAAAGGGCAUUAGAAAGAAGGCUAUCAGAACUUGAAGAAGAACUGAAGGCAAUGGAGCAAUUGAAAGCUGACAACCAGCGACUCAAAGAUGAGAAUGGUGCCUUAGUACGUGUCAUAAGCAAACUAUCCAAAUGAUGACGCCCAUGCAGUAGUGUCUUCUAGUGUGUUCAAUGUUUGACGUCAUUGCUUCCAAAACGGGACUAUAUUUAAUAAAGGGCUAAUUGAGUUGAUGCCGUGCUUGUGUGUUCGGACCUAGGUAGUUGGGAUUGGCUUGGUUUGAGCCGAAUAUUGACGCAUUCACGUUGGAUACAAAAAAAGAUUUUUUUUCGUUUUAAAACCGUCCAAGUUCUUGCUGUGCAUUUGAAAAACUGCAAAAAAAAGAAAACAAUGUAUUGAUCGGAUGACAUGUUAUAAUGGAAUGAACUUUGAUUAAUGGAGGUCACGGAGGGUUGGCAAUUCCUUGGUGCUAGGGUUCAAUGUGGGUUCGCAACAACUCGUGACUUUAAAAUACGCAAUCAGUUUUUUAUUUUUAGAAACUUUGUAUUUGACCUGUUUGAAGUAUGCUAGCGAAGGCUGGCGUUUUAAGGAGUGCUGAAUUGUCGUUAUCGUUUGCAGAAGCUGCUUUUGGAAAGUAGCUAUGGGCAAUUAAUGUCCAUGAUGGUUUGGACCAUUGACGUUGGCAAGGAACAUGAAGCGUUCACAACAGAUCACCUAAAAAUGGCGGCCGUUGAAUACCUCCUACCUCUCAGCAUUUGCCCCUAUCCGCUAUAUCCUUUAAGUUGGUUAAAUGUCUGUUUGUUUUCCAUUAUAAAAUAUAAGCAUUAUGAACUGAAGUUAGUACCUAGUAUCUGAUCCCCCUGGUGGCAGUGAGACAAUAGGAAAAAAAUAAUUAUGUUUCAACAAAAUGAUUUUGUAUUCUAGGCUCUUAUUUUUCCAGCUGGUUAGUUGGUGGAUUCCCGGGAAUUGCUUUGGUCCCUGUAUGUGGCUGUUGUUUUGCCAGCAGGUAUCACUCUACUCUGAAAGACAGUCAUCUGAUGACAUCCACUUGUCAAGAGUAACAUCCACAAAUAUUUCUGAGCAUUUCUACCAAAUUAUGAUGAGAAACUUGAAUAUUGAAUAUUAUCAGCCGUUUUUUGGCAUGCGAGACAGUGUGUUACAGAAGAGGCCAUUUUCAUUAGUAGGUCAAAGUAACUGUCCACCAGUCCAACCCCCCCCCCCCUUCCCCUUCUUUUUCUUUCCCUCUGAUCUAUUAAUCAACCUGACUGUGGUGUGAAAGUUUCAUUUUAUGAUAGAAGAUGUUUUCUUUUUUUCGGUAGCGACAUAAUGUGUACAUAGCAAGUGAAAAAUCAUGUCUGAGUGAAAAACCAAAAACCAAUGAAAAACAUGAGCAAAAAAAAAUUAUAAAAAGGAAGAAAAAAAAACAAUUGUUAAAAGGAAACUUUGACAGAAGAACUUUCAACUGUUUAUUUGUAAAGUGUACAGAAAAAAAAAUAUGUUUAGCAUUUUUUGUAGGCAGGGGAGAGUAACAUGUGAAGACCUCAGGUGACACCAUUAUUGCAAGUAGACUAAUACUGUUAGGCGUUGUAUUGUACUAUUAUGAGGGAGAAGAAAUGCAAGUGGCAGCUUUCUUGUUCGGGGGGAAAUGCAGAUCAAGUUUGGAGUCCCACCCACGAUAUUCAAAUCUCUAUUCAGGGUUUUAAAGAAAUAUAACCUUGAUAGUGACUAGACAUCUUUGGUUCUUUGGUUCUAUGUCUUCCAUGGUGCAGAGCUUGAGGAAUAUCGUGGACGGAUGAAAUUGGUUGCAGAAGUGGGAUACACACAUUAGGCAGGAAAGCCCCCUAAAUGCUUUGAUGUGUUGCCCAGACUGCAGGUAUACAAAAUCUGGAAAUAUGAGCUUGUUUGGAGAACAAUUGAAAAUACUAUUAUUAUCACCAGAUUCUGCCCUGAAUUUACUCUUCCUUUCCCCCCCUCGCCAAGAAAGUCUCGCACUUUGUACAAAUUUUGUCGUCAUUGAGUUUGCAUUAUUGCAGUGGGCGAUCGUUUUUUUGUAAAGGACAUACCGUAUUUAGCAUGUGUGCAAUAUAUGGCAUCUGGAACACUUUGUUAACAAAACAUAGAUCUAUUUAUUGUAAUUGUUAUCCAUAUGUCACCAUGAUACAGUAAGUUUUCAUAUUUUUUUGUAGACAAACGUAGGUAGGAUCUUGAUGAAUUAACCUGUUUAGUGAAGUAGGUCUUGAACACCCAUCAGGAGCCUUUCUUAGAGAUGGCACGCACAAGUCUAUGAAUCCCAACAUUAGACUGGUGCCUGUGAUGUGGACAUGUUCCUUGUAGUGGUGGUUAUAAUGCCUUUCAGGAACUUGACCUCAAUGGUUGCUGUGCGCUGUUUGAUUUCUUGUAGCUGGUUCUCUUAUUUAACUGGUAUCCAACUCUUAUGUUGCAAAUAGUAAUGCUGUGGAAGCUCGAUACUAAAACACCAAAACUUCUCGGUGAUUAAUGAGAAAAAAAAAUUUCAGCGAGCUGUCGUUUCCUGAAGCAGCGUCCUCAGUGUGUAAAACACCGACCAUUUCUCAGGCCAGAGUUGAGGUCUUGCGACAAGUAGAUGGAAGCAAGCGGGCGAAGAUCCACUUAUUAUUUCAUCCUGGGGAAGAAAGGAUGAAUCUUAUGAGGAGUCUGAUGUAGCAUCUGAACCAGUUGUUCUGUUGUAACUUAGAGUUUUCCGCUGGGCCCAAUUUCAUAGACUCUCAGUAAAUAAAAACACUUUAAUUUUCUUUCCCCCCCAAAAGAGCAAAAUUCUGGAGACACAGUCGCGUACUAUUUGCUAAUCAAAAAAUAUCAUUGCCUGCAACUUUAGGUGUACAUGUGAUUGGUAUCUAUAUGGAAUUUGCCCAGUUGUUAUGACGCUUGUUUUUCUCUUUUGGUGUCAGAAUGUAACAGCAAAUAAAUUGGCCUGUUCUUUCUAUAAGUGGGGGAAUCUCCUGUUGAAAUGUUUUGAGGGGGGAGUGAAAACUAGAUCAGCCAAUCUUGUAUACAUGUAUUUCAUUUGAGACUCCACCUGUAUGUACUGACCCCCCUGGUCCUUGCCUUUUUUUGUAUUUUUGUAUAUUUGUAUACAAACUAUAUAGAUUGUAUUUUAAUAGAAGUAACACAUUUCAGUCGCCCUCUUCAACUAUCAUUAUAUUUUUUUUUUUUUUUUUUUUUUUUUUUUACUUUUAUGCUUGUAUGGUUGCCUUAUAGCUUGUGUUAUUCAUAGUUUUUCCCUCUUUGCGUUGAUUUUGAAGGGGUUUGCAUAAGAUGAAGAGGUUUUCAGUUUAAGGGCGAGAAGAAAACAAAACACUGUCAGUGUGUUAACUCUAUGCCCAGUUCAUUUAGGGGGUAUCUUUUGGGUUGGGUAAUAUUGUAGUAUUGGUCGAGUGCUUGAGCCAAUGUUACCAACUUAAAAAAAGAAAGGGAAUGUUAAAACGAAAGUUUCUUGAUCCGUUUUACCGUUUCCUCGAGUUCUAGUACUUGAAGCGUCUGUUUCUGUUUGAUAUUUAGACGUUAUUUAAACUCAUUUCUUAACCCUUGACUUCAAAUUUGAUAAUUCCAAAGGGUAGUUAUUAACUGAAUAUGUACGAGUUACAGUUCCUAUCCCUAGCGGUCUUGAAGAAUUUGAGUCACUAAUUUGUAAAGUUGUAGCAAAUAUUAUGGGGUGGUUUUUGUUGUUGAUAAAAGUAUUCAAUCAAGUAAUGGGAUGAAGAAGGGGGUGUUAAGAAAUGCAAGGUUUUCUUAGUUUUGCUGAGUGAGCAUUAAUUGACUCAAGUUAACUAUUGAAACUUAGUGUUUUAUUUACAAGGGUUAAGUUUCAGCUGUAUACUCUGGGGUGGAUUUCAUGGAAAGUUAAGACUAGUCUUAAACUCAAUUUAAGACUAGUCUUAUCUCUCUAGCCUUU